AUGGGUGAAUACAUCUUAGAUUCAGACGAAAUCCAGGCGUCUACGACGUUUGGAAAGCCCUUCCUCAAAGAAUUUCUCAUUGAUCCCUCCUAUCGCAACCUCAACCACGCAUCAUACGGUGGGAUUCCACGGCAUAUCCGAGACGCUCUCCGAUCCUACCAAGACCAGACAGAGGCGCGUCCUGACCCCUUCAUCCGGUUCACCUACAACGAACACCUCAAAGAAUCCCGCCAAGCCGCUGCGGACCUCCUCAACGCACCCCUCUCAACGGUCGUAUUCGUCCCCAACGCCACGGUCGGCAUCAACACCGUCCUCCGCAACCUCGCCUGGAACCCCGACGCCCGCGAUGAGAUUCUGUACUUCAACACAAUCUACGGCGCCUGCGGCAAGACCAUCGACUACAUCGUCGACACCCGCAACGGCCUCAUCUCCCACCGCGGCAUCACCCUGACGUACCCCCUCGAAGACGAGGAGAUCAUCGCCCAAUUCCGGGCCGCCGUCGCCGCGAGCAAGGCAGCGGGCAAGCGCCCCCGCCUCUGCGUGUUCGACGUCGUCUCCAGCCUCCCGGGCGUUCGCUUCCCCUUCGAAGCCAUGACGGCAGCGUGCCGCGAGCUGGGCGUGACCAGCCUCGUCGACGGCGCCCAGGGAAUCGGCAUGAUCCCGAUCGACCUGACGGCCCUCGACCCGGACUACUUCUUCACAAACUGCCACAAGUGGCUGCACGCCCCGCGCGGGAGCGCCGUCUUCUACGUGCCGGAGCGCAACCAGCACCUUAUGGCCUCGACGGUGCCGACGUCCCACGGCUACGUCCCGCGCUCCGGCGCCCCGCGGUUCAACCCGCUGCCCGCGAGCGCCGAGUCGCACUUCGUCGCCAACUUUGGGUACGUGGGCACCCUCGACAACAGCCCGUAUCUGUGCGUCAAGGAUGCCAUCGAGUGGAGGAAGAGCAUCGGCGGAGAGGACAAGAUUAUCGAGUACACGUGGACGCUGGCCAGGGCCGGGGGCGAAAGGGCCGCUGCUGUUCUCGGCACGUUCAUCAUGGAAAACAAGGCGGGCACGAUGACAAAGUGCAGCUUGGUCAACGUGGCGCUGCCGAUGGUGAUGAGUGAGCAUGCCGAGACCCCUUCGACCGGGCCGGACGGCACGGUUACGGUGCCGGAAGGUCUGGCUUAUCCCAUUGUCGACUGGAUGGUCGAGACUUUGGUGCAGGAGUACCAGACUUUCGUCGCUCUAUUUUGGCACAAUGGACGGUGGUACAUGCGGUUAAGCGCGCAAGUCUACCUCGACGAGGAAGACUUUGAGUGGGCAGGUCACAUAUUGAAAGAGCUAUGCAGGCGUGUCGGGAACCAAGAAUACAGGCCCAAAACCGGAUAG
Colletotrichum chrysophilum is the source of this 1374-nucleotide messenger RNA. RefSeq lists its product as uncharacterized. Bases 1 to 1374 code for a protein of 457 amino acids. NCBI's taxonomy places the organism in Eukaryota, Fungi, Ascomycota, Sordariomycetes, Glomerellales, Glomerellaceae. The transcript is spliced from 2 exons. The record is from RefSeq and is a predicted model, not a curated record.